CAAAGAAAAUAUGAUGGGAAGUAUGACAUUUUCUGCAAGACCAUUGAAUUAUGGUUCUCACAUUAUGAGAUGUAGUAUUAACACCCAAGAACAAUUUGUUUUACCACAUUAUUACAUAGCGCGCUGUCAUAUCGUGCUAUUUAUACCAUGUCACACUGAAGCACUUCCAAGAACUGUUCGAACUUCGAAGAGUUAGCAUUCUAGAAACUGGCUCUGAACACAUGCUCCUUAUCCAGGACCUCAGCGCUGCUUUGAUGUGGGUGGGUACAUCCUUCUGAUUGGUAAGGUUUCGCUAGUUUGCAGCACGUGAGAAAUCUCCUCCCUCCAGUAUUCCAACAUGUGUAGCGCACAGACACGCAGAGCAACAGCAGAUCGUGUAAGAGCACAUUUGAAGAGAGGCCUCAGCUUAUUUCAACCGUUAGCAGAAAAUAUGUCAACCAGCUGCGAAGCUUCGUCGACCUGCCCGAUACCAAGCCGCUGUAUCCUUGAAAAGACCUGGUCGCAUCUCCCAGACUGCUACAGUCAGACUCCAGGAGGAACAGUGUUUUCAACAACUCCCGGUGGGACGCGGAUCAUCUAUGAUCGAAAGUUUCUCUUGGAAUGUCGAAAUUCGCCUAUUGCACGCACCCCACCCUGCUGCCUCCCCCACAUUCCAGGGGUCACCAUACCUUCAGUGCAACCCCAGAGUAAGCCAACAGAGCAGGACUAUGACAGCAAGGAUCUCUCUGUUGAUGAUAGCCUGUUUAUGAUGGAUAUGUGAUUGAUGUCUCCAGCUCCUGUGGAAAAAUGGACCGUUUCAGCCUUUUCUACGAGUGCUCAUAAUCUGGGGAAAGAAAACACCAGCUGUGGAUUCUUUUGUUAUUACUUCCAUGAUUUUUAUUUUUUAUUUUUACCUUGAGUAAUGAAAUGCUCAGAGCAGGUAGCUCUGUUGUGGGAAGGAUUUUGAGUUUGGUGGAAGUUAAGGUGAAAACUUUGCAAGUAGUAGCCUCUGCUGGUUUGAGGUUUAAUUUCAGCAGCUGCAAUUCAGUACUUUCUCGUCUUACAACCAUUAUGAAGGUUACUGUAUGUUGUCUACAUUUUAAUUUGUGGAUAGUUGAAAUGCAGCUCUGUUUUUGUAAUGGGACUUAACAGACUAAAAGAGUCUGGACCCUAUGAGGCACGUUUAAAGUCAUAAGCCAGAAAUCAACAGUUGUACUGUUUGCUGUUUAUACUCUGGAUGUUAUAUGACCAUUUGUAAUAAAACUAGAACAAAAAGAAAAUGUUACUCUUGC
Messenger RNA from Myxocyprinus asiaticus (Chinese sucker), 1271 nucleotides. Its product is annotated as eukaryotic translation initiation factor 4E-binding protein 3-like. The record is from RefSeq and is a predicted model, not a curated record. Gene Ontology annotation, cellular component: cytoplasm. NCBI's taxonomy places the organism in Eukaryota, Metazoa, Chordata, Actinopteri, Cypriniformes, Catostomidae. The transcript has 3 exons. Gene Ontology annotation, biological process: negative regulation of translational initiation. Gene Ontology annotation, molecular function: eukaryotic initiation factor 4E binding. The coding region runs from base 338 to 760 and encodes 140 amino acids.